Messenger RNA from Ustilago hordei, 939 nucleotides. RefSeq lists its product as uncharacterized. The record is from RefSeq and is a predicted model, not a curated record. NCBI's taxonomy places the organism in Eukaryota, Fungi, Basidiomycota, Ustilaginomycetes, Ustilaginales, Ustilaginaceae. The transcript has a single exon. The coding region runs from base 1 to 939 and encodes 312 amino acids.
AUGCAGAUGGUCGUCCUUGUGCUCUAUCUGCUGCUCUCAACGCUCUUUGGGCUCGCUCAUGCCGGCGGUGAUUUUUGGCAAGAGGUCAAUGCUUUGGUGAAAAAUCAUGAUGCGGGCGGCAUUCGAUCAUUCUUCGAGACAGGGUGGCUCCCAACCGAGGUUCAUGCAGCGCAGCACCCUGUUCCUCAGGCUUUCCAGCCGGUCUGCAACCCUCACCAUCCUCAUCUGGACGUUUUUCCGUCGUACCCUGUCACUGCUCCAGAUCCUAGGUUUGCAAGCUCUCUGCCAUCGCCUGGCAGUGAACCCGGAAGUUCAUCCCUCUCAAGCGGCCCUUACCAUCCUACCAUCCCUGAAAUCAGGCAAUACGUGCCCAAGCGAGAGGUACUACCAAGUGUCCUUUUCGAACGUUCGGGAUCAAUCGUCUUACCACCCCCUCUCAGCAUACUAGAAAGACAAUCGAUUCUCAAAGAAGCGGAAGUGGAACUCCACAGCUUGAAGCCUCGCUCAUCGAGCUUCGGUAUCUCCACUCUCCCUUUUGAUGGAGAGCAUCUCACUCUUGAGCUAGCCAGGGAGGCUAUGGGAUCCUGGAGAGCACAUUUGUUAGAGUACAAACCCGGCUACUUUGUUGUUCCGGGGAGCAACAAUGGUGCGUCCAACUUCGCUAGUAGGCACGGGAAAAUGAACCCUGUUCGAGAGGCAAAGUAUCACAUGUACAUUUGGAGGCUCUAUGAGCUCCCACGGCAGCGUCGCUUGGCGUUUCAAUUCGUGGGCAUGCUGGAGAGUAAAACCAUCAUGACACGUUCGGUGCUGCUAGGACUGAAGGCUUACAAGACGGGGCACAGUAGUCCUCUCACAGUUGGAGAUUGGGUCUCGGUCAUAGGUAAGUUGGAACUUGUGAAGAAUUCAAAUCGUGCUUUGUUGCAACCUACCACUCCUUGA